AGAGAGAAGUUAAAUACUGGGACCCAACUCAGCCUCAGCAGUACAAGCUGUUCGAAUACUCAGACAACAUGAAGGUACUCUUUCUUCUGGGAUUGAUCUUCCUGCCUAUGGUGGUCCAUGGUAUUCAAUUGGAACGAUGUGAAUUUGCCAGAAGAAUAAAACAGCUAGGCAUGGAUGGCUACCAUGGUAUCAGCCUGGCUACCUGGGUUUGCUUGGUAGAGGCAGAGAGCAAUUUUAACACUGAAGCUACAAACUACAACCCUGAAGAUAAAAGCACUGAUUAUGGGAUAUAUCAGAUCAAUAGUCACUACUGGUGCAAUGAUGGCAAGACUCCAGAUGCAUCAAAUGGGUGUAAUGUUCAGUGCUCAGAACUUCAGGAAGAUGACCUCAUUAAAGCAACAAAUUGUGCCAAGAAGAUUGUAGAUCAACAAGGCAUUCAGGCAUGGGUGGGCUGGCAAAGAAAAUGCCAAGGAAAAGAUGUUUCCCAUUAUCUUUAUGGUUGCAAUCUGUAACCUGCCACCUUUAGGUGCUUCAACUCAUCAUGAUUCCUCUGUCUGUAAAGGAGCUUUUUUCAAAUCUAAUACUGUAUUUUUCUGUCUUAAAAAAUCAUCUUCUCAAAUAAA
Molecule: messenger RNA, 623 nt
Organism: Dromiciops gliroides (monito del monte)
Lineage: Eukaryota; Metazoa; Chordata; Mammalia; Microbiotheria; Microbiotheriidae
Product: lysozyme C-like
Exons: 4
Coding region: 69-512 (147 amino acids)
Biological process (GO): defense response to Gram-positive bacterium; defense response to Gram-negative bacterium
Molecular function (GO): lysozyme activity
Source: RefSeq, a predicted model, not a curated record